This is a messenger RNA of Anthonomus grandis grandis, 566 nucleotides long. It is a transcript of the gene GatC, whose product is annotated as glutamyl-tRNA(Gln) amidotransferase subunit C, mitochondrial. The record is from RefSeq and is a predicted model, not a curated record. Gene Ontology annotation, biological process: regulation of translational fidelity; glutaminyl-tRNAGln biosynthesis via transamidation; mitochondrial translation. The transcript is spliced from 2 exons. Gene Ontology annotation, molecular function: glutaminyl-tRNA synthase (glutamine-hydrolyzing) activity. The coding region runs from base 78 to 566 and encodes 162 amino acids. Gene Ontology annotation, cellular component: glutamyl-tRNA(Gln) amidotransferase complex; mitochondrion. Lineage: Eukaryota; Metazoa; Arthropoda; Insecta; Coleoptera; Curculionidae.
UAUUUUAGGUUAUGUCAUUGUUAAAUUAACCUAAAAAAACGCUCCACAAAUCUUUUAAAAACCCCUAAGAGUUUGUAAUGAAUAAAACAAGUCAUUUUUUCUUACGUCUCACACGACACUACAGUGCCAAAACAACUACGAUCCCGCUCAGCCCUUUGAAGUCUUUAGUCCCGGAAAAACCGUAUCGAUCCCGUAUAGACCCCCAAAAGUUGCCCCCUAAAACGAAAAUAGACGCCGAUACGAUCGCUUUACUAGAACGAUUAUCUUUGGUUGAUUGCGCCAAUAAACAAGGAAUUGAAACGUUGGAGGCUGCUAUCGAAUUCGCUGAUCAGAUUCAACAAGUUGAUACUACUGGGGUUGAACCUUUGAUUACAGUUCUUGAAGAUAUACCAUUAAGAUUAAGAGAAGAUAAAGUUACUGAUGGCAAUUGUAGAGCAGAUAUCUUAAAAAAUGCAUCCUUGGUAGAAGAAGAUUAUUUUAUAGCUCCACCAGGCAACAUUGUUUUGGAAUCUAGAGAAGACUUGUUAUUUGAAAAUCAAGAGAAGUCUGAUAAUGUCAAAGCUUAA